Messenger RNA from Pecten maximus, 4150 nucleotides. RefSeq names its product dnaJ homolog subfamily C member 18-like. Lineage: Eukaryota; Metazoa; Mollusca; Bivalvia; Pectinida; Pectinidae. The record is from RefSeq and is a predicted model, not a curated record.
GGCUAUGUACCAUGAUAUAUAUCGCACUCAUGGACACAAACCUAGUGCUUGGGAACACAUCACAACUCCUAGUAUUCAGGAACAAAUUCAUCACUUCCAUAACUUCAACAGAAACCAAGCUUCCGAUCCACCGCCUACUAAAAAACAAGAAAUGGGCAAAUGGGAACAGAAAUGGAGAACCAAUUAUGUUGCCUUUUUUUCGAUAGUGGGACUUUCUUUCAGUGCCUGGUUUGGGUAUAUCUUAUGGAAAAGGUUGGAAGACAGACAACAAUCAUCUAAUGAAUCCCUGAAAAGUGCAUUGGAAUCAAGGGUAUCACCUUUACGAGCUCGACAGGACAGAAAGUCAACAGACCUAGCUAAAGUAAAAGAAUUAGACAUUCCCAGAAGAGAACAGAAAGACAAGUGAGGAUGAAUUGGUUCUAGUCAGUGGAGAUUCUGUGAUGAUUGUCAUGAAUUUUGUUUUUGUGUGGAAGUUACCAAAUCAAAAACAUCAAGAUAAUAUUAUCUAACAUAUUGUCAAAGCUAUAAUGUUUCCCAAGUAAAAAUGCUUAUACAUGUAUAUCUAAUAUACCUUAAAUCUUUUAGGUGUCUGUUUCAUACAAGAUGUUUAUAACAUGGGGACAUGAUCGGUAUCUGUUUGCGAUCCAUGUGUUUAAUAGUUAUCUGUACUAUGUGCGUUCAGGCUUUCUGAGUGGACAUUCUACGACUAGGAAAAAGGUAAACUCCGGUAAGGUGACCUGAACUCUCCACUUUUAUACUUGUAAUGCGUUUUUAUGAUUGUUUACUCUAUGUGAUAUGUUUAGCUUGACAGAACAUUAUGUGUUGUGUUUAGUUUGACGGAACUGUAUGUGUUAUGUGUUUAGUUUGACGGAACUGUAUGUGUUAUGUGUUUAGUUUGACGGAACUGUGUGUGUUGUGUUUAGUUUGACAGAACUGUGUGUGUUACGUGUUUAGUUUGACAGAACUGUGUGUGUUACGUGUUUAGUUUGACAGAACUGUGUGUGUUGUUUAGUUUGACAGACCUGUGUGUGUUUUGUUUAGUUUGACGGAACUGUAUGUGUUAUGUGUUUAGUUUAACAGAACUUUAUGUGUUACGUGUUUAGUUUGACAGAACUGUAUGUGUUGUUUAGUUUGACAGAACUGUAUGUGUUACGUGUUUAGUUUGACAGAACUGUGUGUGUUGUUUAGUUUGACGGAACUGUAUGUGUUACGUGUUUAGUUUGACAGAACUGUAUGUGUUACGUGUUUAGUUUGACAGAACUUUAUGUGUUGUUUAGUUUGACAGAACUGUAUGUGUUGUUUAGUUUGACAGAACUGUAUGUGUUGUUUAGUUUGACGGAACUGUAUGUGUUACGUGUUUAGUUUGACAGAACUGUAUGUGUUACAUGUUUAGUUUGACAGAACUGUAUCUGUUACGUGUUUAGUUUGACAGAGCUGUGUGUGUUAUGUGUUUAGUUUGACGGAACUGUAUGUGUUAUGUGUUUAGUUUAACAGAACAUUAUGUGUUACGUGUUUAGUUUGACAGAGCUGUGUGUGUUAUGUGUUUAGUUUGACGGAACUGUAUGUGUUAUGUGUUUAGUUUAACAGAACAUUAUGUGUUAUGUGUUUAGUUUAACAGAACUGAAUGUGUUAUGUUUAGUUUAACAGAACUGUAUGUGUGUUGUUUAGCUUGACAGAACUGUAUGUGUUGUUUAGUUUGACGGAGCUGUAUGUGUUACGUGUUUAGUUUGACAGAACUGUAUGUGUUACGUGUUUAGUUUGACAGAACUGUAUGUGAUGUGUUUAGUUUAACAGAACUGUAUGUGUUACAUGUUUAGUUUGACAGAACUGUGCAUGUUUUAAUAGUUUAGUUUAUGGAGUAAGCUAUAAGUGUGUUAUAUUUACAUGUGAUGUGUGUUAUUUAGAUGAAAUUCAGAAAUUUUGGAUAUGUAUAAUCAUUGAUUAAGAUAUUAAUAAGUUGCACUGCAAUUAGCAGCAGUCUUGUGCCAAACCAAUAAUCUGGAGCAUUUACCAGUACUUUUAAAUUAUUAAGAAAAGCUGAAAUAUAUAUUUAGAAUAUUGAUGUUCUCUAAUGGUAUUAUACAUGUAAACAUACAUGUAUAUUUUUAUGCUCGUAACAUAUUGGUCUGAGGCGUGCAGCGUUGUGGCCUGUAAAUAAUUAUGAUGAAGGAGUUUUGGAGAGUUUAAAAGUGAUAGGAUGCUGAUAUUUUGUGUAAACAUUCUUUUGGGAUAAAAAUUCCUUGCUAAUCAACCAAAUGAGAAUACUUUGAAUGUGUUCUGAAAAGUUUUGAACAUAUUAAAUAAUAUUGCAUAUGAUAGUUCCUUUUCUGGCAAAAUUGGAUGUUUGGCUUAUAUGUUUGCCAAGGUACAUGUAUGUAUUGAACAAUGUGAAUAACACUAAAUAACACUGUUACAUUAUAUCACAUAUGUAUUGUAUAUGGAUAUUGGGGAGUACAAAAUUUUCAUUUUUUGUGAAGGCAUCAGUUGAUAUGUCUUCAAACCUGUUGAGAGAGUGUCAAGCAUUUUAAAACCCCCAGCUUUGGAUUUUUCAAUUUUAUCCUAUUUCUUUUUUGUAUUUUUUUGACACUUUCCCAGAAACUACUAGCCAGAAAUAACUGUUAAUCAUCAUUCAGGAUAUACAGUACAGGGGAUGAGACACAACAUCCCAGAAGGUAGAGAGUUGUAGCAAUCUAGACGAAUCUGCCGUGGAUACAUAUGUAUACACGAGGUCUUACCAAAAAUCCAGGUAAUGUAUGCGUAAAAACGGUGAGCCCAACACGGAGAUUCAUUCAUUGGUCUAAUAUAUUGGAGAGCGUUUGUUGACAUGUUUCGGUUAUAGGGUAGCCGUCAUUAGAACAACCAGAUGACGGCUACCCCAUAGCCGAAAUAUGUCAGCUACGCUCUUCAGUAAAUUGGACCAUUAGAUAAAUCUCAGUGUUGGGCUCACUGUUUUUAUGCACACAUCAUCCAUUCAGGAUAGUCUUGGGGAAAUUACAUAAUAUGUCCAUAUUAUCAUCAGAACUUGAUAUUUAUUGUCUAAAUCUGAAUUUGUCUUCAUGAUUUUGUUUUAAAUACAAACAAAUAUAUUCAAAUACUCAGAUAUGAUUUAUGUCUGUGAAAAAGAAUAUGUUGAGAUGAAAGUACAUUGUAUAAUUUUUAGCAAUGAUAUUGUGGUUUUACUUUCAAAAGGUUGUAUAUCUGCGAGUCAAUCUCAUGCUAAAAACAUUUCAUAUAUUUCUAUGGGUCUAACAAAGGUGUAUAGUGAGCAUUACAUAUCUUCAUCAAAUACAAAACAAAAUACAAAACAGCUAAAGUGGUCUUGAAAAAAAUCAAACCUGUUCAUUAUUAAUUGAAUAGAACUUGAUUUGUGGGAACAUUGUCUAUAAUUCUAGUUGUUAACUUGUAAAUCAGGAAACAAUUUUAUUUUCUGUCAUAAUUAUUUUCAUACACCCUUCAGGUUUUGAUGGAGGUCUUAUGGUAGGGCAUUGUCUGUCAGUAAUAUUCUCAUAAACUUUUUUGUCCAAAGAUUACUGCUCACUUCCUAACUGAUCUCUGGAAAAAAAAAAAAAAAAAAACCUGGUUGGAUUUCCUAACAUAAUUACAUAAUGCAUAAUAAGUUGUGCAUUCUUAAGCAGCAUUUUGAUAUGCAAACCAUUCUUCUGUAUUUUCAUACAAAAAUGUGCGACUUUGGCUUAGUAUGAAAGUACUGUUUCUGGUUUAUGAAAACUAGGAUUGCCAUUUUAAAUUUAAACAACUUUAAUUAUAUGAAUUGUUUAAUUUCAAAUAUAUUUAAUUGAUAAACAAAGAUUGAGCAACUGACUUUUAAAAUUGUGUAGUGUAACUAAAUGUAUAGUGUUAGAGAUUGGAAUUUUGGAAUAAAGAGAUAUACAUUAUGUAUUUUACUGUACUAACAUAAGAAUUGAUGAAUCACUAUAAUUAGGUGGGUUAUCUAUCGAUACACUUUUUGAUAUGUUUUAAUUUACAUGUGUUGCUUUGUCGAUAUUUUACUGGGUAUCACAUAUUGACACAUAUGUACAUGUACUUUUAAUCAAUGCUGUUAAAAAUACAGGCCAUUUGAUGUUUUAUAUUUAUAAGAACACAAUAAUGCAAAUAUGAUGUGUGAAGAUGGAAAUAAAAUAUUUGAUUUUUA